Molecule: messenger RNA, 1113 nt
Organism: Micropterus dolomieu (smallmouth bass)
Lineage: Eukaryota; Metazoa; Chordata; Actinopteri; Centrarchiformes; Centrarchidae
Product: voltage-dependent calcium channel gamma-5 subunit
Exons: 6
Coding region: 183-878 (231 amino acids)
Biological process (GO): positive regulation of synaptic transmission, glutamatergic; calcium ion transport; transmission of nerve impulse
Cellular component (GO): postsynaptic density membrane; AMPA glutamate receptor complex
Molecular function (GO): channel regulator activity; voltage-gated calcium channel activity
Source: RefSeq, a predicted model, not a curated record
UUGUGAUGUGCAGUCUUAACCCUUUGCCAGAAUAGGGGAGGAGAAAGGCAGAUGUUUUACCAUAGAGUAUGUGAUGCCCACUAACGUCCAGAUGACAUCUGAAUCCACCGUUAGCGUUCUGAAUAUUAUUUCAGUCAGGACAACUUUCAUCAAAGAAACUGAUAUUUGCGCUGCAGGAAGUUAUGUUUGGCAGUAUGGCUCUGUUCACCUCUCUGCCCUCCCCCUUGCCUAUGUGGAAAAGUCAUAAGGCAGAGAGAGCACCUCCCUGCCCAUUAAUGUGCAGACAUGGAAAGCCAGAGGCAGAAAGCAGCAGUAAAGACCCCCUGGAGAUGAUCCGUUCUGCCACGCCCUUCCCUCUGGUCAGCCUCUUCUUCAUGUUCAUUGGUUUUGUACUCAGCAACAUUGGUCACAUCCGACCCCAUCACACCAUCUUGGCCUUUGUUUCUGGAAUCUUCUUCAUCCUGUCAGGUCUCUCUCUGGUAGUUGGUCUGGUGUUGUACAUCUCCAACAUUAAUGAUGAAAUGUUAAACAGAACCAAAACUAAUGAGGCCUACUUCAGCUACAAGUACGGCUGGUCAUUUGCCUUUGCUGCUAUCUCCUUCCUGCUCACUGAGACAGCAGGUGUCAUGUCGGUGUACCUCUUCAUGAAGCGCUACACAGCAGAGGAAAUGUACCGGCCCCAUCAGGGCUUCUACCGGCCUCGCCUCAGCAACUGCUCAGAUUACUCCGGCCAGUUCCUCCAUCCAGACGCCUGGGCCGGGCGUGGUCGCAGUGCCUCCUCCAUCUCCUCUGAGGCCUCCCUCCAGAUGAACUCCUCCCACUACCCUGCUCUCCUCAAGUGUCCAGAGUAUGAACAAAUGUCCUCCUCACCUUGCUGAGGCAUAGGAUGAAUUGUUGUGUUAGCAGUGUAGGGGUUAUUUUGAUCUGCCUGGAUUUUGGCAUAAAAUUGUCCAAUAAUUUGACAUUAUCCAGCUUGAAUCACUCCCGUCUUCAAGUGUCCUGACUAUGACCUGAGUCUUUCUACCCUUACUACUGCAGAUUCUUUUAUUUAUGGUUCUGUGGGGAGCAAAACUUUAGUUGAAGGUUAGCCAGUUCACUUUAUUCUCAGCUGAC